Molecule: messenger RNA, 2616 nt
Organism: Odocoileus virginianus texanus
Lineage: Eukaryota; Metazoa; Chordata; Mammalia; Artiodactyla; Cervidae
Gene: TMEM143
Product: transmembrane protein 143
Source: RefSeq, a predicted model, not a curated record
CUUCAGCGGACGUUGGGCGGCCCGCCGUUGGCGGGCUGUGCACGGGAAUCCCUGCCCCUGUCCCAGUAGUCCCCGGAGUCUCGCGCCCGCCCCGCCUCUUCCCCUUUGAAGUUUGUGGACAAGGAGAUACUUCUGAAACGCAUGCGCCGAGUCCAAGCAAAGCGCGUGAAGCAAGCCAGGCCGACUGCGCAUGCGUAGUCGCGACUGGGCGUUAGAAGAAAAUGGACUCCGUCCGAUGACCCAAGCAUUGCGCAUGCGUCGUACGGCGGCUUGAAGCCGAACCUCGGAGGCCCAGGGCGCCUUUUUGCACAUGCGUAGGAGGCUCAAUGACAGUCGGGCGUUGCCUAAAGGCUGCGGGGAAAGGGUCUAGCCAUGCUGCAUGUGACCCGAGGGGUCUGGGGAUCCAGUGUCCGAUUAUGGCCUCUGUUGCCCUCGUUCCUCGGUCACCCCCGGGCCCUGUCAUCGCUGGCGGCCAAGAUGGGGGAGUACCGCAAGAUGUGGAACCCCACGGAGCCCCGCGACUGGGCCCAGCAAUACCGCGAACGGUACAUCCCGUUCUCCAAAGAGCAGCUGCUCCGCCUCCUGAUACAGGAGUUCCAUUCCACGCCUGCGGAGAAGGCGGCCUUGGAGGAGUUCACAGCCCACGUGGAUUUUUGUACCUUGUUCCACUACCAUCAUGUCCUGACCCAGCUGCAGGCCUUGUAUGACCCCAUCAACCCCGACAGGGAGACUCUUGACCAGCCUUCACUUACAGAUCCUCAGCGUCUGUCCAGCGAGAAGGAAGUGCUUCAGGCCCUGGAGCCCCUGCUGGCCCAGGCCAACUUCUCCCCACUCACAGAGGACACCCUGGCCUACGCUCUGGUGGUCCAUCACCCUCAGGAUGAGGUCCAGGUGACAGUAAAUUUGGACCAGUAUAUCUACAUGCAUUUCUGGGCCUUGGGCCAGCGAGUUGGGAAGAUGCCCCGUAAGUCCAGCGUGGGCUCCAAGCGUGUCUUCUUCAAAUCGCCCCCUGCAGAGAGGAGAUACUUUAAGCGGGUGAUACUCGCAGCCCGAACGAAGAAGGGGCAUUUAGUGCUGAAGAGCUUCAAGGAUACGCCAUUGGAGGGCCUGGAGCAGCUGCUGCCUGAGCUGAAGGUGCGCACGUCCACCCUGCAGCGUGCCAUCCUCAACGUCACACUGAUCGUCUCGGGUGUAGCGUUCUUUGUCAACGUGGGCAUGGUGGUGCUCUCUGACCUCAAGAUGGCCACCUCCCUGUUGCUGCUGUUCUUCGCUGCUUUCAUGGGCCUGCGGGCCGCCAAGAUGUUCGGACAUCGGCGCAGCGCGCAAGCACUGGAGCUGGCGCACAUGCUUUACUACCGCAGCACGUCCAACAACGCGGAGCUGCUCAGCGCCCUGGUCCUGCGCGCUCAGGAUGAGCACACCAAAGAGGCCCUGCUCGCGCACAGCUUCCUGGCCCGGCGGCCCGGGGGGGCAAAGCGCCCGCCGGAAGCAGAGACCUCCCAGUGGCUCCAGUCGGAGGUGGAGAACUGGCUUCUAGCCCAGUCAGGCUGUGACGUGGCCUUCAACGGAAAGAGGGCCCUGGCCCACCUGCAAGCCCUGCCCCCCACCGUCGGGAUGUACCCGCCCCCGGGCCUCCCCAAACUAGACCUGUUGGCUACUAUCUCUUCCCCCAAGUCCGCACCGAGCGAUGACAACUCCUUAGAGAAACCUCUCGGCCCGGCCCAACCCAGCCACCUGGUUGGGAACUAAGCGCCGCCUCCUUGACAAGCUGUCAAUCAUGGCUAAGAUGCUUCGCCCCUCCCCAACUUCCAAUUACUCGUUACCACUUCCGUUAUGCUGUUUUCUUAAACAAAGCCGCCCACUGAGGCAGCCCGCCGUUGCCAGGCGCCCCUCUUCCGAUGAACAGCCAAUCAAAGCUUUUUGGCUUUGCUUCUGGUCCAUCUCUUACUCCCUCCUUCAACAUACACUUCUUUUUUUUUUUUCAACAUAAACUUCUAAACGUAGUUUGGCUGAGGAGGGAGGGCCAGCCAAUCACAGCCGUGCAACACUACACACCAACAGGCCCAGUUGUUAAACUGUGCCCUCCGGAGGCCAUAUAUCACUGUCUGUUUAGCCCGUACCGGGCAAAAUGCCCAUCAUGUUCACCGAGGCGGAGCUCCAGCCUGCAGCCAAUGAGAGCCUUUUAGUCCGGUCCUCUGGCAAACUGCCAGUGAGACAGCUGCCGGGCAGUACCAACCUUGGGCAGCCAGUUGUCCCUGUGGAGAAGCAACCAAUCAGAAUUUCUGAAGGAGACCUGCUGUUUGUAUCAAUUGCGCUACUUAUAAGGCAGGCCAUUUGGUCAACUGCCAAUCAGCUUGUCCAGGCUGAAGGGGUCGGGAGCUUUGUGCCCAGCGGAAAGCUGUGGACCAGGAGGAACCAGAAACCAAGGCUCACAUCCACUCAGGCCCCAACAACAAAACUCAGGUGCCUUCGCUGCCCAGGCCCCUCACCCUUUCUACAGAAACUACCUCGGCCUGGAUCUUGCCUCCACCAGUGCCCUGUGCAAUAUUUAUUGGUCUAUCAAUUUCUCCCCUAUCCCUUCUCCCAAAGGAAUAAAUCAUGUUUCAUAAAUCUGGA